CAGCGCGCCGGAUCGAGCGCACCAAACUUCCCGUCAGCGGCGGCUCUGCCCGCAAAAGUCCUUAGCGGCCCGCGCGGCUCUGGCACUGGCACCGCUGCUGCCAGGGGAGGCGAAGGUCCCACUCCGCUCCUCUCGGUCGCUGCUCUGCCGCUUCCCCACGCCCUGGCCUGGGUUCUGUGCCAGCCUGCUUGUCCUGCGGAGCCCGGAAUUCCCGUCGCUUCUCCGGCGUCCUAGCCGCGCCAACAGGCUCUGCUUGAAAGUUUCUCCAGCUCCUCGAGAAAGGCCCAGGCAGUUGCCCCUGGAGCUGAGUGGGUGCGCCGUCGGCCGGGGCGCGAGGCAGUGGACAAUUUCCGUGUUCACACCUGGGAGCGGGAGCCUCUGGGUGGAAGGAGGUUUUGCGUGGCGCGUGUGUGCGCGCGCGUGUCGUUCAUCCGGAAAUAAGUCCGUCCCACAUGUUUCUGGACGCUUCCUGACGAUUGUUUAUGGUGUGAAGCGUGCUCUUCAUGCAUGCAAAUGUUUCACAGCGUCCGAACGAUGAUUUUAUUAUUUUUUAGAUGCCAACCUCUUCCAAACGACCAGAUUAUUAAGCAAUCAUCCUGGUUUGUUUUAGCAACAACCCAUUUUUAAUAUUCAGGGUCUAAGCCUCCUGCUUGGAAGCACGCAUGCUUCUCACCACAUUUGCCUGGGAGUGACCCAGUCACUUGAGUUUAGCUGGCUUGGGAGCAAGCCCUAUUAACUUAGGGGAACUUACUUCAGAGUAAGCAUGCUCUAUUGGUUUCUCAUCCGACCAAGAAAUCAAACAGCCUGGCCGACUCCGCUGUGGCUCUUGGAUUGCCUAUCGCUGCCAGACGGCUGCCUAUUUUUUGGUAUGCCAUGGCACUGUCCAAUAAUCACAUCUGUCCAGUCCACAAUUGGAUUUAUAAUCAAUCUUGUGAACUGGAUAGCCCUAUUUUCUGCUGUACACUGGAUCACAUCCCACUUGUCAGCAAGUGUGGCACCUUUCCCCCAGAGAGCUGCUUCUUCAGUCUGAUCUGCAGCCUGGGCUCAUUCAUGGUGAUGCUGGUAGGCUUGCUGAGAUACGCACAUGUGACGGAGCAUUAUGGUUCUUCCCUUCUCAACACCUUAGGGCUGGCUGCAGGUUGGAUCUGUGCAGCUGGCCUCAUCAUGGUUGGCAACUUCCAGGUGGACCAUGCUAAAGUGCUGCAUUACAUCGGGGCAGGAGUGGCAUUCCCUACCAGCAUGCUCUUUAUAUUCCUUCAGUCAAUUCUGACUUACCGCAUGGCAAAAUCCAGAGGUCAUUACUGGACUGGCCAUCUGCGCAGCAUCCUGGCAGCCCUGGCUUUCAUCACCCUCAUCUUCAGUGGUGUAUUUUUUAUUCAGCAGAGCUUUGUCCUUCAACACCUGGCUGCUCUCUGUGAAUGGAUGUUUAUCAUAAAUGUCCUUGUCUUCUAUGGCACCUUCACUGCUGAAUUUGGAGCUAUCUCCACAGAUACCUUCCUGGUUCUCCUGAAAGCUAGGCGGACUCCUAAAAGCUUCAGAGUGGAUAGCAAUACACCAAGCAUGUCACAUGUUCAUAGCCAUUUGGAGAAUUUGGCCAUGAUGUAAGGUGACUGCUAGGAAACCAGUUCCUCGUAUGCAGAAGAGCCAGGAGCAGCUGUGCUUACUGGGACUUCAAGACCAAAAAGGAAAAAAAAAGAACAUUAUUGUGAACAUGCCUAAGAAUCACCUCCUGUAUUUAUGUUGCCUCUGUGUUACAUUAAGAAUGCCCUGGGUAUUCUGCUCUAAAAACAUACCUUCACACCAGUACCACCAAUGGCCUUUAUGCAGCAAGAUUUCCUUACCCUUGCAUCAAAGCCUCUUCUUCCAAUAUACAAGAGGAGGGAGAAGAUGACAAAUGGCAAUACUGAGAGGUGUGGGUAGAAUAUCUUAUUCAAUAAGAGUAAGGCAGAUUUGCUGUUGGGGAAGUGGCAUAGCUUACAUUUCAACCUGGGCUGAGUAAAGACCCCUGCCGCAGACCCAGGGGAGCUGGAUUUCAGACCCACAGCAGCUAGGGACAUUUUUCAUACCCAGGCCUUGUAUUCACAUGGAACUUAUAAUCAGGUGUAAGCUGCCCCAUCAAAUGUGGGGUGUUUGGGGUUUUUUUAUCUAAGGAGAGAAGACUGUUUUUAAAGUGGCCUUAAUUUCUUGGGACCAAAAGUAUUUAUGUGAAUUAUUUCUGCCAACUUAGUCCAGUUCUGUUUACUCAAGUAUUGCAUUUCCCAAGAGGAUUAGUAGUGACCAAUCAUUACAAUAGGCUUUACUGUAUGUUUCUUGAAAGAGUCCCAGCAGAGUUGGUGGAUUGCUUCUCAAAGAAGUCUUGUGUAAGUCCAGAACAUUUCCAAUUACUGAUGGAGCACUGCAGUUCUAGGGCUCAUUACUAAAGCUCACUGGAAGGAUCCUCUGCAGUAUAAGUUGACAGCUCUGGUGCUGACUAUCCCAUGUGGGAAGCCUAAAUCUUCUGUUAUCCUCUUCCUGUUCUAGGUGCUAGCAACAGUUGUUGCCUCCAAAGAGCUCAGCAGGGGUUAUUCUUCUGGUUUUCUUUGCUAUUUUCCCCAUCCCCAAAAAGCUCAAAGCACUUCUGAAAUUAUAAGGGAUUCAGGAUACUGAAUUCAAGACCUUCAGGGAAGGGCUCUUGUUUUGUUCCCAGUAUAGAUGUAGAAAGGCAACAGACCUAGGCAGCCAAAACUGAUGAGUUCCAAACUAUCACAAAAGCUGAUCAGAUCCUGCACCCUGAUCUUGUGGAAAACAUGAGACCAUGCUUCACCUAGUGCUUUACUCCUUACCGAAGUGCCUUUAACAUACUCAGCAGCAUUUUGUUCAGGAAUUCAUUUUCUGAAAUUUGUUCUCUUUGUAAUGGUAGCUACUUCUGAGCUGUCCUAUUCAGGCAGUUUCUUAGGUCUGUAUCUUCUGUUACUUUUCCCUGCAUACAUUCUAAAGAUGUACUUAUAAAACAUGUCACAAAAUACCCUAAGACUCAUGCCUUAGAAUAAUCUUUGGAAUGCUCGGCUAGAUCACAUCCAAAAGUUCACAGAUGCUGGUUCACAGAACGUGUGUCUGAAACACAUGACUCCUAUGUUGCAAGAGCUGUGUGGUUCCUGCUUCCCAGGCUACAUUGGCAUGGAAAGUAACCAUGCUGUUCCACCCCCAAAAAACAUCUUCCUCUUUCUAACAUCAUUGGAGUGUCAUAAAAAAUAGCCACAUGGAAGUAUUAACACCACAGUUCUUGUAAUGGAAGAAUUAGCCCUGAUUCAUUAGUCAUAAAAAACAAGAUAUUAGGGGCAUUUUUUGAUACUUAUUUUUACUCACCUUUUGAUGAAAGUACUGGGCACAACUGCUUCAUUUUCUUAUGGCAUACUAAAUUACCUUGAGACAAGACAAAAGUGUAUAAAUAUUGCCAAAAGGCUCGUUGAAUUAUUCUAGGGGAUCUUUCCAGUUGCAUUUCCCAUUAGCCUGAUACAUUGUGCUAGCUUAGAUGUGUGCCAGCAGUGUGAUAUCCCGUCCCAUACAAUGGAUGGGAUUGGGAUUGCAGCUGUGGAAUUGGGGAAAGUGUGUGCUGUAGCAGCAUAGAGAGGAAGUGCACCAAAAUAAAAAAAAAUGGGAAGGCUCCCAGCAGAGCAAGAGUUGAAAUUUGCCACUUAAAAAUAGCAUUUAAAGUGCUACAUGAGUGAACCUGUGCUUAAAUGUUAUGGUGGGAGAGUACACAGUGUCUAAAGCAGGGAUGGGGAACCUGCAGUCCUCCAGAUAUUGGACUUCACCUCCCACCAGCCUAAGCCAGAAUGAUCAGGGGGGUUGGAGUCCAACAACAUCUAGAGGGCAGCAAGUUCCCUACCUCUGAUCUAAAGAUGUUUUUAAAAUUAAGAAUAAAACAUUUUAAUAAGUUUACAUAAUGGUGCAGGGUAUAUGGGUGGGGGAGAAAUAUUAUACCAGUGAUGUCUCAGGCACAUGGGCACUAUAUGAUGCUUGUGCAACCACAUUCCAUAGAGCACUCAUUAUUACUUGCCCAAUAGUGGCAAAAUAAGUGUUGGGAAAAUGAAAUAUAACCAGCAACAGCAUCAUCUUGGAAAAAUAUGUCUGAAUUCCAUGCAACACCUGUGCUGCAGCUUGCAUUUUUAUUUCAAA
Messenger RNA from Rhineura floridana, 4158 nucleotides. Its product is annotated as transmembrane protein 150A-like. The record is from RefSeq and is a predicted model, not a curated record. Bases 874 to 1605 code for a protein of 243 amino acids. NCBI's taxonomy places the organism in Eukaryota, Metazoa, Chordata, Lepidosauria, Squamata, Rhineuridae. The transcript has 7 exons.